Messenger RNA from Zeugodacus cucurbitae (melon fly), 3028 nucleotides. It is a transcript of the gene alka, whose product is annotated as glycine receptor subunit alpha-2. Gene Ontology annotation, cellular component: membrane; neuron projection; synapse. The coding region runs from base 648 to 2000 and encodes 450 amino acids. The record is from RefSeq and is a predicted model, not a curated record. Gene Ontology annotation, biological process: chemical synaptic transmission; signal transduction; nervous system process. The transcript is spliced from 10 exons. NCBI's taxonomy places the organism in Eukaryota, Metazoa, Arthropoda, Insecta, Diptera, Tephritidae. Gene Ontology annotation, molecular function: extracellular ligand-gated monoatomic ion channel activity; chloride channel activity; transmembrane signaling receptor activity.
GUACUUAAUGAUCAGCGACUUGACUUGGCAGCUCGCUCGUUUGUCUUAAAAUUAGUGAAUUGCAUUUAUUCUGUAAUCGAUCGUAAGCCUAGCAGGUUGACAAAACGCGUAGUGUCGCUAAUACGAGCGAUGAAAAGGACGUAACGUCAUCGAGCAUUUAAACGGUUUAAUAACUACACCGCGUCGGUAAAUACAUAUAAAUAUUAAAGUAUAAAAAAUAGUAUAUUCAAUUGAUUUUAAACAAUUUAUAUGAAAAAUACUGAAAUAAAAAAAUAUUAUAUACGAGUACAAUAAAAAAUUAUUAUAAAAAGGAACUUGUAUAUUGUUUGGUACAAUUCAACAAUUCGAAAACAAAAUGUCAAAAUAAAAAAUACAAAUUAAAGAAAAAAUACAAAUAAAUCAAAACAAAAAAAUCACAAAAAAAAAUAUAUCAAAAUCUCUCCACUCCUUCGUAUGCGCCAAUUUAAAACUCAUUAGCGCCUAGUUGUGAAACUGCUGCUGCUGCUAAAAUAAUGGAAUAAUUGCUUUCAUUUACCGUUAAUUUGCCUUUGCAGUGCAUACGCCAGCAAACUAUGACAAUCUCACCGCAAUACAAAGUGAGAUGAGUUGAAACAUAUUUUUUUUUAUUAUCCACUGUGAUUAUCAUAAUGCUGGAUAAAUACAUAAAUCUACUAUUGCCAUGCAGUCUGGGAUUGAUAUGGAUUUGGCUGACUGAUUCAACGGAUGCCUUAAUGAACUACACGGCAAAACCACGCGUAGUCCUUCCACCUAAUUAUGUCAAGGAAAUGAGACCACCUUCGAAGAAAGGCUCUCCAGUGAUAGUAGACUUUAGCAUAUUUGUUGUAGAUAUUAACUCAAUCAAUGUAGAGGAUAUGGACUUUAGGGUAGAUAUGUUUAUACAUCAACGGUGGAAUGAAUCAAGGCUCGAGGUCUCUGAUGAUAUAUUCGAGGAGGGCGAUGACUAUGUGACACUACUUCCAGAAUUCUUCGAUAAUCUCUGGCAACCGGAUCCAUACUUUUUGAAUUCGAAAAUUGCCGAGAUUGCAACACUAACGCACAAAUUCACCUCAGUGACUUUAUAUAAAAAUAAAACGGUCCGAUAUGCGGCGCGAAUGCAUGCGAUCAUCGCUUGUCAAAUGGAAUUUCAACUCUAUCCGAUGGACAUACAGGUGUGCCCCAUCUAUAUAGAAAGCUUCUCAUCGAAUAAUCAAAAAGUGAAAUUACGUUGGUCCGAUUCUGGCGUCACUUUGAAUCCUGAACUCAAAUUACUGCAAUACAACCUCGGCCAACCGCUCGAACUGGAGGAGAGUGACGGCUAUAUGCCCGAGAAAGUUGGCAAUUUUUCACGUCUAACAGUGUAUUUUCGAUUUGAGCGACAAAUCGGACAUCAUCUCAUACAGACGUUUGCGCCGUCAUCGCUUGUGGUAAUGUUGUCCUGGUUUAGUUUUUGGUUGGGACUCGAUGCCAUACCGGGUCGUGUGACGUUGUUGGUCACAUGCAUGUUAACUUUAGUCACCAUGUUUACGGGUCUUCGAGCGGAUAUACCACCGGUGGCCUAUGUGAAGGCGCUGGAUCUUUGGAUGGCCGGUUGUAUGGUGUCUGUAUUUGCAGCUUUGGCGGAAUUUGUUGUUGUCAAGGUGUUGGAUGUACAAUACCAAUAUCAAGUCAAUAAAAUACCGAAAGUGUUGCCGAUGCGCAUAAGCAACAUGGAAAAGGGUCAGUGUACAACGGUGGCCAGUUGGGAAGGCGGUGCAGUGCGUUCACGCAAGUCCACACAGACACCAACAACGCCCGGACAGACCUCGCUACAGGGCAACGGCGGCCCACCGAAGCCGGCGCGUCGUCAAAGUCUACUAUCGGUGGCCUGGACCGACACCGAUACGGGUGUGGAGAAGAUAAUGUGGCGCGAAAUCGAUAAAGUAUCACGCGCCGUAUUUCCCAUAUUAUUCUUCGUCUUCGUGCUACUCUAUUGGCCCAUAUUGCUGAUGAAGUCAUCCUAGGAUUUACGGAGUUCCAGAAUACCCAGUUCUGGACUCCGUUGAAACCGUUAUGUCUAUGUAUACUGCUAUAUAUAGUGUAUACACAUAUGAACAAAGCAAAAUAUUUACUUACAUACAUACAAAACAUUUGUAUGUAUUUGUAUUUAGUAUGAGUAUAUGAGAACAACAAACACAUGCGCGCAAAUGCAAAAUAAGUAGUUAGUGAAUAUAUGCAACAAAUAAGUUCGAGUUUUUUAGUGGAAUUAAAAAAAAAUAAAAAAAUAUUUUUAUCGAAAACUUUUUUUAAGCAGUUCGGUUUGAUAUGUGUACGCUUUUAGCGCGGCAUUUUGUUUAAAAUUAAAUACGAAAUGAAUAUGUUGCAUAAUGUAGUUGCGAUUUGCUCUUUUUUACAUAUGUAUGUAUGCUGAGAUAAUAAAUUGUAUUAUUAAUAAGAAAAUAUGUAGAUAAAUAUGUAAUUACAGCGCUUUUAAGUAUGUAGUAUUUUCAGUCAUCAGCAUUAAUUUCAGCAGUAAGUACUACGUAUAGAUUUUAGGUUAUAGAUUUUAAGUAAAUACAUGCAUAUGUAUGCGUCGAUAGGGUUGUUUAAAUAUUUGCGAAAAUAUUGAAAUUAUCAAAAUAUUGUGUAUAUUUGUAAACUUGUUCGAAAAUAUUUCGAUUUUCAGAAUUUAUAUUUUUCAACAUCAAAUACGUAUCGAUCAUACGUAUAUAAUAUUUUUUGUAACUCAGAUCACUUUUGAUCCUUACUACUCGAUAAAGCACACCAAUUGGGUAUGAAUUGAUAACAAAUAGUCCAAGAUUUCCCAUUUUUUUAUUAAAAGAACAAUGGAGACAGACGUGACAGCCAAAGAUAAAUACUUAUUUCCACUCACUUUCAGAAAAAAUCCACUGGCAGUAAAUUUCUACACAAGAAUAACUUAAAACAGUCAGUUCCGACUAUAUUAAAAUUUUUGUUUUAUACACAUAUCGGGUUGAUUGAUUUGAUUUUAAAAAAUUCAAUAUAUUCUUUGUAAGAUUUACGAGACACACGC